GUCCGACAUGGUGUCGCCUCCUCCCGGGGCGGCGGCGGUGGCGGCUCGGGCUGGGCUCUGCGUCGGGCCGGCCCCGCGGCCGCUCAUGGGCAGCCAGGGCCGCUCGGGGCCCCCCGGGAACGGCGGGCCCGGCGAAGGCGAGGGCGGAGAGGCUAGGAAGCUGCAGGAAGGGAGGGUGGCGAGGGGGAAGCGAAGGAAGGGGAAGGGGAAGGGAAAAGCGAGAGCGGGGCAAGGCGGAAGAGGAAGCGGGACGGAAGGAAAGCCCGGGCCGCAGACGGCGAAGGAGGCAGCGGGGCCGGGGGCUGACGCGGGAGCGAGGGCAUGCCCAAGGGAGGAAGCAGAGGGAGGCGGAAGCGUGGAGGAAGGGGUGAGAGGCAUCGUCAAGGGAGUCGAGGGGAGCGCAGGGGCCGGGAAGGAGGCACAAGGAAGAGAGUAUGGGAAGAAGGAGGAAUGGAGGGUCAGGGCUAGGCGGCGGGAGGGCGCCAGGCCGGGAAGAGCACAGGGACGAGGGGGUCAGGCUUGGGCCGACAUCGCGGGGACACGGGUGGCCAUGGCGGCGGCGGCCGAGGAGGAGGAGGAGGCGGCGGCUCGGGAGUCGGCUGCCCGCCCGGCCGCGGGGCCUGCGCUCUGGCGCCUUCCGGAGGAGCUGCUGCUGCUCAUCUGCUCCUACCUGGACAUGCGGGCCCUCGGCCGCCUGGCCCAGGUGUGCCGCUGGCUGCGGCGCUUCACCAGCUGCGACCUGCUCUGGCGCCGGAUAGCCCGGGCCUCGCUCAACUCCGGCUUCACGCGGCUCGGCACCGACCUGAUGACCAGUGUCCCAGUGAAGGAACGGGUGAAGGUGUCUCAGAACUGGAGACUGGGGCGCUGCCGAGAGGGGAUUCUGCUGAAAUGGAGAUGCAGGCAAAUGCCCUGGAUGCAGCUAGAGGAUGAUUCUCUGUACAUAUCCCAGGCUAAUUUCAUCCUGGCCUACCAGUUCCGUCCAGAUGGUGCCAGCUUGAACCGUCGGCCUCUGGGAGUCUUUGCUGGGCAUGAUGAGGACGUUUGCCACUUUGUGCUGGCCAACUCGCAUAUUGUCAGUGCAGGAGGAGAUGGGAAGAUUGGCGUUCAUAAGAUUCACAGCACCUUCACUGUCAAGUACUCGGCUCAUGAACAGGAGGUGAACUGUGUGGAUUGCAAAGGGGGCAUCAUUGUGAGUGGCUCCAGGGACAGGACGGCCAAGAGUAAAAUCUUGGUGAGAGAUAGGAGAAAGGAAAAUCCACAAAUACAGGAAAGCUGUCAAGAGAGGCAAGCCCCACCCACCCACUUCUUCUCAGUCAAGUCUCCGCUGAGGAUUGUAGAACUUCUGAUUCCCCAAUAUAAAGUUGGCUGGUGUGGCCUUUGGCCUCAGGCCGGCUGGGGCAGUGCUUACACACCAUCCAGACCGAAGACCGAGUCUGGUCCAUUGCUAUCAGCCCAUUACUCAGACCUUUAUGGAUUUUCAUACAGUUUAAAAAUGUUUAUCUCCUUAUUCCAUCUGGGAUUGAUAUCUGCUGGGAGCUCUUUUGUGACAGGGACGGCUUGUUGCGGGCACUUCUCACCCCUGAGAAUCUGGGACCUCAACAGUGGACAGCUGAUGACACACUUGGGCAGUGACUUUCCCCCAGGGGCUGGGGUGCUGGAUGUCAUGUAUGAGUCCCCUUUCACACUGCUGUCCUGUGGCUAUGACACCUACGUUCGCUACUGGGACCUCCGCACCAGUGUCCGGAAAUGUGUCAUGGAGUGGGAGGAGCCCCACGACAGCACCCUGUACUGCCUGCAGACAGAUGGCAACCACCUGCUGGCCACAGGUUCCUCCUACUAUGGUGUUGUACGCCUGUGGGACCGGCGCCAAAGGGCCUGCCUGCACGUAAGUGGCCUGCCCACCUCUUCUCCAGCAUGCCAGGACUCAUGAUCAUGGGCUGCAUUUGGGAGAUGGUGAGGUAGCCAAGGACGUGCCUAGAAAGGGUUGGAAGAAGCCUACAAUGGCACAUGUCCCUCUUCCCCUGGGCCUGGGGAUCCUGGGUUGGGGCACACCCAUGUCCCACUUGGAAAGCUCUUACCACUUCCUGUGCCCUCCCUUCCAGGCCUUCCCACUGACGUCGACCCCCCUCAGCAGCCCUGUGUACUGCCUGCGUCUCACCACCAAGCAUCUCUAUGCUGCGCUGUCUUACAACCUCCACGUCCUGGAUUUUCAAAACCCAUGACCAUCAGGGCCACCCCUGCCUCUGGGCCAGGGAAACCAGCUACUCAGGGACCUCUCUUGCCUGGAGGCUGCAGUGAUAGCUCCUCCUCACUGCCCCACUGUGCUCCUGGGCCUGUGACCCCAGUGCUCAGGCACCUUGCACCAGAGGCUUCUGACUCCUGGAGCUCUGGAACUUACCAGAGAUGCAGUCCCUCCCAGGAACCUGUUGGAGAGGCAGGACCUGCUGCUUUAGAGUGCAGCUGAACCCGGGCCUUGCGUCCCUGUUUGGCCAGAGCAAGGACUUGGCCUGGAGAGGCCCAUCCUAUACCCCUUAUUAGAGCCACGACAGCCUACAGAGUGAGGUGAGGUGCUCCCACCUUCCCAGAUGGUUCCUUUCUGCCCCUUCCUGGAAGGAAAGGUGAGGCUGCCAAUAGCCUGCUGGCACCAGCAAGACCUCACCCUUGACCAACCUCUCGGGGCUGGGGGUUCAUUCCUGGGGCACUGUGGCCUGGUUUUGCUUUGAAACCAAGAAAGGGCAAAGGGAACCCAGCAGUUGAGUGAGUUCUGAGCCAGCCCUACCUCAGGCUGGCUGUUGAGACAUGCUACAAUUUUCAUUUUUGUAAAAAUAAAGCUUGAUUGUUCACA
Messenger RNA from Symphalangus syndactylus (siamang), 2845 nucleotides. It is a transcript of the gene FBXW4, whose product is annotated as F-box and WD repeat domain containing 4. Gene Ontology annotation, molecular function: protein binding. NCBI's taxonomy places the organism in Eukaryota, Metazoa, Chordata, Mammalia, Primates, Hylobatidae. Gene Ontology annotation, biological process: SCF-dependent proteasomal ubiquitin-dependent protein catabolic process. Gene Ontology annotation, cellular component: SCF ubiquitin ligase complex. The record is from RefSeq and is a predicted model, not a curated record.